This is a messenger RNA of Oncorhynchus nerka (sockeye salmon), 5155 nucleotides long. Its product is annotated as transportin-1-like. Gene Ontology annotation, biological process: protein import into nucleus. NCBI's taxonomy places the organism in Eukaryota, Metazoa, Chordata, Actinopteri, Salmoniformes, Salmonidae. The record is from RefSeq and is a predicted model, not a curated record. Gene Ontology annotation, cellular component: cytoplasm; nucleus. Gene Ontology annotation, molecular function: nuclear import signal receptor activity; small GTPase binding.
UGUAAAUGCGCCAUGAAUCUGUAUGAGUAGCUUGUUGUAAAAACGGAAUGUCUCUGUGCUGACAGGCCCAAGUCUUAAACGUUAUAAAUUCAACACAGUAGCAUUUGAGGAAGAAAGACUACGAUAUAUCGGCAAACCAAGAUGGAGUGCGAGUGGAAACCAGAUGAGCAAGGACUUCAGCAAAUUCUACAGCUUUUGAAAGAGUCCCAGUCUCCCGAUACGUCCACUCAAAGAUCCGUCCAGCAAAGAUUGGAACAGCUCAACCAAUACCCAGACUUCAACAACUACUUGAUAUUCGUGCUAACGAAGUUGAAAUCAGAAGAUGAGGCGACCCGCUCUCUUAGUGGUCUGAUCCUAAAGAACAAUGUGAAGGCCCACUACCAGAACUUCCCCAAUGGAGUGUCUGACUUCAUUAAGAGCGAGUGUCUCCAGAACAUUGGAGACUCCUCGCCCCUCAUCCGGGCCACCGCGGGUAUCCUCAUCACCACCAUUGCCUCCAAAGGGGAGCUGCAGAACUGGCCCGAGCUGUUGCCCAAACUCUGCCUCCUACUGGACUCUGAGGACUACAACACCUGUGAGGGGGCGUUUGGCGCUCUUCAGAAGAUCUGUGAGGACUCAGCAGAGAUCUUGGACAGUGACGUGUUGGACCGUCCGCUCAACGUUAUGAUCCCAAAGUUCCUGCAGUUCUUCAAACACAGCAGCCCCAAGAUAAGGUCUCAUGCCAUCGCCUGCGUCAACCAGUUCAUCAUCAGUAGGACUCAGGCCCUAAUGCUGCACAUCGACGACUUCAUCGAGAACCUGUUUGCCCUGGCGACUGAUGAGGAGCCAGAGGUGAGGAAGAACGUUUGCAGAGCUCUGGUCAUGCUGCUGGAAGUCCGCAUGGACCGUCUCCUACCGCACAUGCACAACAUCAUAGAGUACAUGCUGCAGAGGACUCAGGACCAGGAUGAGAACGUGGCUCUGGAGGCCUGUGAGUUCUGGCUGACACUGGCUGAACAGCCUGUCUGUAAGGAUGUGCUGUGUAACCACCUCUCCAAGCUGAUUCCGGUGCUCGUCAACGGGAUGAAGUACUCCGAGAUCGACAUCAUUCUGCUCAAGGGUGAUGUGGACGAGGAUGAUGAUGAGGCCAUCCCUGACAACGAGCAGGACAUCAGGCCCAGGUUCCACCGCUCCCGUACCGUUGCCCAGCAGCACGAGGGCGACCGCGAUGGCAUCGAGGACGAUGACGACGAUGACGAUGAUGAUGACCUGGACGAUGAUGACACCAUCUCUGACUGGAACCUCCGUAAGUGUUCAGCAGCAGCGUUGGACGUGUUGGCAAACGUGUUCAGAGACGACCUGCUCCUCCCCAUCCUGCCUCUCCUCAAAGAGCUCCUCUUCCACCCAGAGUGGGUCAUCAAGGAGUCUGGUAUACUGGUCCUGGGGGCCAUCGCUGAGGGUUGUAUGCAGGGUAUGAUCCCCUACCUGCCAGAGCUCAUCCCCCACCUGGUGCAGUGUCUGAGUGAUGAGAAGGCCCUGGUGCGCUCCAUCACCUGCUGGACCCUGAGUCGAUAUGCCCACUGGGUGGUCAGCCAGCCUCCUGACACCUAUCUGAAGCCACUGAUGACUGAGCUCCUCAAACGCAUCCUGGACUCCAACAAGAGGGUGCAGGAGGCCGCCUGCAGUGCCUUUGCCACUCUGGAAGAGGAGGCGUGUACAGAGUUGGUUCCCUACCUGGCCUACAUCCUGGACACUCUGGUGUUUGCCUUCAACAAGUACCAACACAAGAACCUGCUUAUACUGUACGAUGCUAUAGGGACGCUCGCUGACUCCGUUGGACACCACCUCAACAAGCCGGAGUACAUUCAGAUGCUGAUGCCUCCACUGAUAGCAAAGUGGAACCAGCUGAAGGACGUGGACAAGGAUCUGUUCCCUUUACUAGAGUGCCUGUCGUCAGUAGCCACAUCUCUCCAGAGUGGUUUCCUGCCCUACUGUGAGCCUGUGUACCAGCGCUGUGUCAACCUGGUGCAGAAGACCCUCGCUCAGGCCAUGCUCCACCAGUCCCAGCCAGACCAGUACGAGGCUCCUGAUAAGGACUUUAUGAUUGUGGCUCUGGACCUGCUCAGUGGACUGGCCGAGGGGUUGGGCGGCAACAUCGAGCAGUUGGUUGCCCGUAGCAACAUCCUCACGCUCAUGUACCAGUGCAUGCAGGACAAAAUGCCGGAGGUGCGGCAGAGCUCCUUUGCUCUGCUGGGUGACCUGACUAAAGCUUGUUUCCAGCAUGUAAAGCCAUGCAUCGCUGAUUUCAUGCCUAUACUAGGCACUAAUCUGAACCCAGAGUUGAUAUCCGUGUGCAACAAUGCAACGUGGGCAAUCGGAGAGAUAUCUAUACAAAUGGGGGCUGAGAUGCAGCCCUAUGUGACCAUGGUGCUGCACCAGCUGGUUGAGAUCAUCAACAGGCCCAACACCCCAAAGACCCUGCUGGAGAACACAGCAAUAACAAUUGGUCGUCUUGGUUACGUUUGUCCUCAAGAGGUGGCACCCAUGCUACAGCAGUUUAUAAGACCCUGGUGCACCUCUCUAAGGAACAUAAGAGACAAUGAGGAAAAAGACUCAGCGUUCCGAGGCAUCUGCACUAUGAUCAGUGUCAACCCUGGAGGAGUGGUACAGGACUUUAUAUUUUUCUGUGAUGCAGUUGCCUCGUGGGUAAAUCCAAAGGAUGAUCUGCGAGACAUGUUCGGCAAGAUCCUCCAUGGGUUCAAGAACCAGGUGGGCGAGGAUAACUGGAGGCGUUUCUCAGACCAGUUCCCACUGCCUCUGAAGGAACGGCUGGCGGCCUUCUACGGGGUGUAAUGCUUUCCAUAGGAACAUACCUGUUCAAGGGGGUCAUUCACUAUGGGAGACGACUGACGGGGAACCUCUUAUACCCAGGGAACAUGUUACCCUUUACUGGGGGUAGGGUCUGCCAGCUGGGGAGGGAGGGGGGUGCGGACCGGGACCCUCCUCAACCUUCUUGACGGGCGGGGUGGGAGGGAGGUGUUAGCCAGCAGAGGCAGUCAACGCCCCCCAAGCAACAGGCGAGGGGGACACGGGGGAACCAACAGGCUAACUUAAUCAAGGGAGGAAACAUUUAUUUAAUCAUUUCAACAUCUCAUUCAGAAAUGAAAAGACAGCGUAACCAUUUUUGUUUUCUCUUUUUAUUUUAUUUGUCAUUCGAGCUCUCCAGCGACUCUACUACUGAGUGGACAUUUGAAUCAAAAUGCAGGAAAAAAAACAAUGCAAAACUUUGUAAAUGCUUCUGUUGUUUAGUUGUGGUAAAAUCAUUGCUUUAUACUUACCAGGGGGGGGGGGGGUAGUGCUGAUUGAGGGUCCGAUUUCAGUUAAGAGCUUUUAAAUCUAUUCGUAUCGACCGGAAAGUGCCACUCAGAUAAGUGUAGGGGGAGCGAGUGUAGAACUAGAGAGAAUGAUACCGACCAUAGAAUUGAUAUGGGGGUGGUUAUAAAAUAGCGUAGUGGGCAUAGAAAUGACAUUAAAAGUCUCAAAGAAAACAACAUAGCAGCUGUCCUCAACUGCCGGGGGGGGGGGGGGGGGGGACACACACGGCCUUUGCAUAUCUUUGAAUAACAAUAGCAGGCUAUCUUUUAUUGUAGUCAUCAAUCAAAGCAAUUGCAUUGAGUUAAUGAAAGAAAAAUUGGUAGUGGCAUAUUUAAAGUAAUAGAGUAAUAAACAGUAUUUUUAUGGCAGGUCAGAAGCUGUGUUGAAUAAACCAUUCAGUCAAACACGUCAGACAGAAAGAGUGCAUAUGAUUCUAUAUUUGUUGUGGUUGAAAGUGACUUGUCUUAAAAACAGGAAAAUAACUAAGUAGCAUGCUUACAUCAAAGUGGGUAAGGAGGGUGUACAUCAGUAGAGUGAUCUGUGUGUUGCAUCAUCAGAUAGUUGUGGUAUUUCUUGCAUAGCCUUGUGAUAAGGUUUCUUAAACAAACAUGUAGUUUGUCCUUUUUCAGUUUUCUGUCCGCCCACCACCCCCUAUGUUUACCAGACGUUUUCCAGUCAGUGUCUAGCAUGAACUGGGUUUACAUACAUACAAUAUAGAAACAUACAAGUCUGAUAUUGAUAUUCUCAUCUAGUUGAAUCCAUAUACUGUAGCAGGGUUUUGGUUGUGAUUCUAAAAAGAGACCUUGAACACUGCUACAUACAUGUUAAAACUCUGAGGUAAACUCUCAGGCUGCCUCUGUCCUGUGGUGUGGAAGUGAUGUGUUCUGUGUGCAUGGAUGUUUUACUAGCUGCCAUAAUAUCAGCUUUCCUGACCCCGUAUUGUUUUAAAUAUCAAAUUCUGUCUUUCUCACAUUUGUGAAAACAGUACUUGGACUAUAUUGUUUAACCGUGUCAAAGGGAGGGGGGUAUGGAAACAGCAUACAGGGCUUUAGCUGAAAAUGUUCACCCUUUUGUUAUUAGGACUGUAACACAAGUCCUCCUGUCUUGAUAGUGUGUCUGUCUGUGACCUUUGUUGGUUGUCAAUCCAAAACUCAACAGUAAGCAAUUGUAAAAAAAACAACAACAACAACAAAAAAAGGGGGAAAAAGUUUUAUGUACUGUGUUUUUUUUAUUAUUGUUGGUUUGCUUUUUUUGUGAAAAGCAUGAUCUUUGAGGAUGAUUGUAAUGACUGUUUUGAAUGCAAGGUUUUUGAAUGCUUGAUUCCUUGCAUGUUGGUGGUCCUUUUACAUCCCAAACUAGACAGGGGGAGGUGCAUUUCAAUUGAACUAAAACGUUAAGGAAAUUCUUAUUUAUUCACUACCCCAUUUCACUGACAUACAAUAUCAGACUUUUAUUUUGAAAGUUCAACUUUUAUCUCAUACAUACCUGCAGGACGAUUUUCCCCUUCACCUAUAACUCACAUGCACAUGUAUUGUUUGUUUUCUUGUUAAAUACUGUGAAGUUAGAACUUAAAGAAAAAAAUAUGUUUUUUGUUCCUUUUUGUUUUGGUGUGUUAUUCUUUUGGCUCCGUAAAGUGCAAAAGUCUUGAGGUCGUUGAUUACCUGAAUGUAUCCCAUGGUGGGUGGGAAUACAGUUUUAUGCCCAGCCAACCAAUCAGAUUCACUCUGCAGGUCAGAGUAAUUGUUGCAGUAUUUUGUCUGCCUCGCAGGGCAUAUUAAAAGCACUUGUUCAGACAAAUUUA